AUGGGCGAAGGGCAGAAAGCUAGAAUUAAAGUGCUGCUCAUAUUUGCGGGCGACAAUGAGCAGUACUGUAGAAAGAAACGAAUAGCAAGAGAAAAAAGGCAUGUGCAACGGGUAGCAAUCGGUUCUGAGUCGGAAAAAGAAGAGAAAGCGAGAAGAAAGUUGCAGGACAUAUUGAAGAGAAGGGAAGAAAUCAAGAAGAAGAUUUAUCGAAAGAAAACCCAGAAAAGGGAGGAUAGCUGUACUAGUAUACAAGAUUUGUUUGGAGGUAGCGGUGGCUUAUCUCUAACUGGAAUCAGUCGACCAUCAGAUAGUCAAUCUCUCCCCAGUGCCUCCAGAGAUUCAGUUCACAUCUCGAGUACGAUUAUACCUGAUAGUAUGGACACGUUACCCAUUAGCGAGAAAACCUUCGACGUUGAUACCGCUGUCCGUAACGUAGUAGAGGACUCUCAGUACUCUGGAAAGAGUUCCUCUAACUUUCUCCCACCUGACGAGGACGCUGUUUUUCUGGACACUCAGGGAAUGUUACGUAGUGGUCUUGAUAUCAGUGGUGAAGGAGGAAUAGACGCUCUCGCUGGAGACGGUUCCCUGCUCGACAAUUCCAUGGACCUGCUAAAUCUCUGUUCAGGACGCUUUGGGUCGUCAGCUGCGGAUAGUGGAGGUUUUGGGGGCACGGCCCCCGAUAGUGGAGGUUUUGGGGGCACGGCCCCCGAUAGUGGAGGUUCGGGGGGCAGGGUUACAGUUCAGGACAUCAGUUUUAACCUGGCUACUUCUCCCAGCCUAGUUGGAUCUGGACUAUCCCAAACACCAAACCAUUCUAGAACACCCUCCUAUAAAAACCGGACACCACUUCCAAACGGUGACCCGGACCAAACUACACUUUUUAAGGGCGGCACGGAUCAGACACCCCUGAGAAAGGGGCUGUCUCAGACACCUCUGACCAGGUUUGGUAACCUUGCAGGGUUACUGAGUCAAGAGAGUGAUGAAGAGGAGGAACAUGUCUCUAGUAAAGCCAAAGGAAAGAAACGUCGAGCACUGUAUUCUGACUUACUUGACAAUGAAGCUGAAAAGAGUGGUUCAGAUCACAGUGAUGAUGAAAACGAAGAGGACCAUGAUGAGUAUGACAAGAGUAUGAUGGCGAAGGACUCGGAACUGCCCUCGGACGAGGAAGAAUUAGCCGCCCAGCUGAAACUAGCCUACCAUGACCAGCAGGCGUUAGAUGAGAAGGAUCAGAUUAAACGGCUCAAGGAGAGAUUCAUUCAGGAGGAGCAAGGAUUUUUUAGGACUCGUAAAUUCCACGGCGAAGAUUCCAACAUGGAUUUAUUUUCAACAAACCUUGGACUCGACUUCGAGGACGAUAAUGUGGAGACGAGUGCUGAAACAUAUAAGGAGGCUAUGGAAAAGCGAACUGAACGGUUAAAAAGGGAGCAGUUUGUUAAAGAAAAGCGCAUAAAAGAGGCAAGCAAAAUGAACAGGGUUGAUGAGGACAGUCAAGCGUUUCUAGACACCCUCCAAGACAUCACCGACUCAAAUUCCAGAUCUGCGUUCUCCUCGAGUCAGCAAUGCGGUAGUUUCCUCAAGCACACAACCGGGACUCUGUCCAGACUAUCCAGCGUUACCUCGUCCUCCCUGAAUUCUGAUAAAACCAGCAACCGGGCGUACGUGUUUCAGACUGUUAGUCCGGGCCAGACCAAGAGGAAGAGCAGUGGCAAGUUUGCAAGUGAGCCGAAACGUCCCAAAAAAUUCACGAGUUCUGGUGUGCCAGCCAGCCCUUCAACAGACGGCAGUAAACUUAAGAGUAUCUUCAACGUUAUCAAAUGAAUUACGUCAUCAAACUAAUUACGUAAUCAAACUAAUUACGUCAUCAAGUGAGGGUUUUAAUCUUGACACACAGCGGCAUUCGAAUUGCAAAUGGAUCAAGACAGUUUUACAUCAGAAAAUGGGAGUUUUGUUGCACUUGAAGCAGAAGAGGGUCGCUCAUAUAAGACGUCAGCUGCAGCCUAGAAGGAGCGGGGUUCGGACAAUUUUACGCUAAUGUAAUUUCUACAUAAUGAAAAUGUCUACGUCAUAAAAAAGGUUGUAGAGAAACGAGAGUGCUCUUAAAUGGCCAAUCUAUGGCUUACGUAAACAAUCUUUUAGAUUGUUUUCCUUCAUAUUGGAACAUUUUAUGACUGUUAUUAGAGCUUUUUUCAUAGUUUUGUUUGUAUAUCAGAUUAUCCUGAUAAAGUAGUUGCAAAUUUCUGUGUUUGAUACCGAAUACCGAUAGACAUUUUCCACUCUGUUAGAAUUUAAGCAUAUUUGAGAUGUACGACAAUGUCAAUGGACAACCACGAUCAGUGUCAGUAAAAUGGUAUGGAUCCAUAUAUAUCGUCUCGCUUUAUAUAUACUUAUAGUAAGAUAUGUCAAUCGAAUAUAACUUUAUGAGCAG
Messenger RNA from Bolinopsis microptera, 2425 nucleotides. RefSeq lists its product as uncharacterized. The record is from RefSeq and is a predicted model, not a curated record. Lineage: Eukaryota; Metazoa; Ctenophora; Tentaculata; Lobata; Bolinopsidae. The transcript has 14 exons. Bases 1 to 1818 code for a protein of 605 amino acids.